Molecule: messenger RNA, 2931 nt
Organism: Macrobrachium nipponense
Lineage: Eukaryota; Metazoa; Arthropoda; Malacostraca; Decapoda; Palaemonidae
Product: interaptin-like
Exons: 2
Coding region: 1-2931 (976 amino acids)
Source: RefSeq, a predicted model, not a curated record
AUGUCUUUGCUUAGGCAAAUCGCUAAUAUUUGUGGCUGUGGCGAACCUAGUAGUAAUAUUAUUGAUGAUACUUGUGACUACGGGAUUCCCCGUAGUAAUAUCUUCAAUGAUGAUUGUAGCUACUUGAUUCGUCAUAGUAAUAUUGUUUUAAAACUGGCUCUGUUCCUCGGAACAGUGUUUACUCUAUUUAAUAUCGGACGGAAACUCAUAUCUUUGUGGAAUGGAACGCCUGAACUGACGUCACCCGACGUUAGUGAAGUCAUCCCAGACGACGAUGAUAUCCCUGACAACAACGCAGUCUCGACUUUGAAGGAAGUCUACGACAAGAACUUGGAAAAUCUCGAAGUGGAAAUGGAACUGCUUCGAGGCGAAAACUCUGGUUUGCGAGCGACUCUGCUCGAGAAGGAAAUUUUGUUUGACGAAAUGACGGAAAACAUCGAUAGUUUGAGGCGAAGAGUAAUCGACGAUUUCCAAAGAAUGGACAGACUGGAUGAUCAAAAUAGUCUGCUGAGAAUGGAACAACUGGAGCGAUCUCGAGAGGCCGAAGAAUUUGAACAAAUAAUUGGCCGCUUUGAAGAGGAGGUCCAGGCUUUGGCAGAAAGCAAGAGAAAACUGGAGACCGAAAAGGAAAGGGAAAUUCGCGAUCUAAUGGAGAAAAUCAGAGAUCUUCAAGUGGAAAAUAUAGACAAGGACAAAGUGAUAGAAAAUCUCAACGGAAACAACAUUCAGUGUGAAGAGAUAAAGAACAGGUUGCAGGGAGAGGUCAGGAAUCUCGGCCGACAGAACACUGAAAUGGAGAUAAAUAUGGCCCAUCUGAAGAAAGAAAAGACUGAAGUGGAAGAGAAGAUUGCGGAUUUGGGAAAGGAAUUUGAAAAGGAAGUUCAUGACCUCGAGCAUAGGCUGAAUAACUACUAUCAGGAGAUUGAAUUGUUUAACAAAGAGGCGACAGAAAAGGAAGAGAAAAUAGAAGCUCUGGGGAAUAUUGUCCAGAAUUUACUCGGAGAAAACCAGAAAAUUAAAAAUGCAAUGGAAUACAAAAUAAAUUACCUUAGUCAAGAGCUCAAUAAACAGCAGGAUCUCAAUAAGAAGGAGGUUGAAAAGUUUGAAAAAGAAAUGUUCGAAUGUAGACAAACGAUUGAAGGUCUGGAAAGGGAGGUCGUCUCGUUGAUGAAAGAAAAGGACAACCUGAAAACUGAGAAGGCGAAGGAAAUAUCCGACCUCAUAUCUCUGAACAGGGAAAAGGAGGAGCAGCUGGAACAGUUCAAAACAGAAGCCGUUGCUUGUGCUCAAACGAUUGAAGGUCUGGAAAAUGAGGUCGUAACCUUGAUGAAAGAACAGGAGAGCUUGAAAAUUGAAACGGAGAAGGAGAUAAACGACCUCAUAUCUCUGAACAUGGAAAAGGAGGAGCAGUUGGAACAGUUCAAAGCAGAAGCCAUUGCUUGUGCACAAACAAUUGAAGGUCUGGAAAAUGAGGUCGUAGCCUUGAUGAAAGAAAAGGACAGCCUUAAAAUGGAAAUGGAGAAGGAAAUAUCUGACCUCAUAUCUCUGAACAUGGAAAAGGAGGAGCACCUGAAACAGUUCGAAGCAGAAGCCAUUGCUUGUGCACAAACAAUUGAAGGUCUGGAAAAUGAGGUCGUAUCCUUGAUGAAAGAACAGGAGAGCUUGAAAAUUGAAACGGAGAAGGAGAUAAACGACCUCAUAUCUCUGAACAGGGAAAAGGAGGAGCACCUGAAACAGUUCGAAGCAGAAGUCAUUGCUUGUGGACAAACGAUUGAAGGCCUGGAAAAUGAGGUCGUAGCCUUGAUGAAAGAAAAGGACAGCCUUAAAAUGGAAAUGGAGAAGGAAAUAUCUGACCUCAUAUCUCUGAACAUGGAAAAGAAGGAGCAGCUGGAACAGUUCAAAACAGAAGCCAUGGCUUGUGCACAAACAAUUGAAGGUCUGGAAAAUGAGGUCGUAACCUUGAUGAAAGAAAAGGAGUGCUUGAAAAUUGAAUGGGAGAAGGAAAUAUCUGACCUCAUAUCUCUGAUCAUGGAAAAGGAGGAGCACCUGAAACAAUUCGAAGCAGAAGUCAUUGCUUGUGGACAUACGAUUGAAGGCCUGGAAAAUGAGGUCGUCCACUUGAUAGGAGAAAAGAAUUGCCAGAAAAUUGAAAUGGAAAAGGAAAUAAUGGACCUGAAAGAAGAAGUGACUAACCAGCGAGAUAUGAACUUGGAAAAGGAUGAGGAGAUUGAAAAAUUUAAAGGGGAGGUAAUUGAAAUUGGAAAGACAAUUGAAGGUCUGGAAAAUGAGGUCAUCCAGUUGAUGGAGGAUAAUGAGAGGAGGAAAGCAAAGAUGGAAAAGGAAAUAAAUGACCUCAAAGAAGAGUCGAUAAAGCUCCAAUCACUGAACAUGGUAAAGGACGAGGAGAUUGAAAACUCGAAAAAGAAAGUAAUUGAAAUUGGAAGGACAAUUGAAGUGUUUACUCUAUUUAAUAUCGGACGGAAACUCAUAUCUUUGUGGAAUGGAACGCCUGAACUGACGUCACCCGACGUUAGUGAAGUCAUCCCAGACGACGAUGAUAUCCCUGACAACAACGCAGUCUCGACUUUGAAGGAAGUCUACGACAAGAACUUGGAAAAUCUCGAAGUGGAAAUGGAACUGCUUCGAGGCGAAAACUCUGGUUUGCGAGCGACUCUGCUCGAGAAGAAAAUUUUGUUUGACGAAAUGACGGAAAACAUCGAUAGUUUGAGGCGAAGAGUAAUCGACGAUUUCCAAGGAAGAAUGGACAGACUGGAUGAUCAAAAUAGUCUGCUGAGAAUGGAACAACUGGAGCGAUCUCGAGAGGCCGAAGAAUUUGAACAAAUAAUUGGCCGCUUUGAAGAGGAGGUCCAGGCUUUGACAGAAAGCAAGAGAAAAUUGGAGACCGAAAAGGAAGGGAAAUUCGCGAUCUAA